AUGACGCUCUCAGGUCAAUUGACAGCUAUACUGUCAUUUCUUGCCGUACCGUUAUUUGCCCCGUUGGCAGCUUGUCAAGUUGAGGGUGAAGGCAUUCUCAAUGCCGAAAUUGGCCGCUUAAACAACCAGAGCCUCUUAUGGGGUCCUUAUCGUCCAAACUUGUAUUUUGGAGUCCGCCCUAGGGUACCCAAGAGCUUGGCCACUGGUCUCUUAUGGGCAAAGGUUGAUAAUUAUGUCGAGGUCCAAAAUAGCUUCCGUUAUACAUGUGAGCAACAUGAGGGAAUGGCUGGUUAUGGAUGGGAUGAGUAUGAUACCCGAAGAGGCGGUGUGCAGCAUAUUCGUGAUGCCGGAAACAAAAUUGACAUAACUACCGAGUUCGUCAAGAUCCCGAGUGGCGCUCAUGGUGGAAGCUGGGCAGCCCGUAUUAAAGGCGAGCCCCGAGAUGAUGCACCCUCAGACCUUCAGACCACGGUACUGUUUUACGUUGCCUCGGAGUCUCUCGGUGAGACCGUUGAUAUUGGCAGCGAGGGCGACGAGCACGGAUUCGAAGGCGAUGUGACUUUUGUUGGCAAGUCCGCGGUUUUAGGAGACUAUAAGCUAGUCGUGACUAAGGGCACGGGCGAUCAUCCCAAAAGCGAUCAUGCCAUAUCUAGCAAAAGAGAUCUUAGCAAGACGGUAGUGCAGUCAUUAACUGUACCCGAAGAGCACUUAUGGCAGGCUAAGCAACUCCUAUUCCAGCAGCUCAAGGCGGGUGUAGACGAGAUCAUCCAGGAGUAUGGGGCCGAGAACGCACCCCCACCCUGGCAAGUUUACCAACUCUCGAACAAGCCUAAGCCUGGAAACUUUCAUCUUGUCCAAAAGGUAUUUGAGGGGGCUUUCGAGUUUGAUAUUCUGUUCUCGAGCGGCUCUGCUGGUAAGGAUAUUACAAGCGAAGACCUAACUCGGGAGAUCAAGUCAACGACUGAGUCUUUCAACGAGCGGUUUGUGGACGUCUUUGCGCCGCAAGCUCCGUUCAACGCCGACAAGUACCGCAAAUUCGGGCGAAGUAUGCUUUCCAAUCUUGCUGGAGGCAUAGGAUACUUCUAUGGACAACAUGUGGUAGAUCGGUCGUACGCUCCCGAGUAUGAUGAGGAAAACGAAGGGUUCUGGGAAGAGACCGCAGAAGCUCGCGCACGUAGGCAAGAGCAGCUCGAAGGCCCCUACGAACUAUUCUCUAGUAUCCCGUCUCGACCCUUUUUCCCUCGCGGGUUUCUAUGGGAUGAAGGCUUUCACCUCCUCCCCAUUGCUGAUUGGGAUAUUGAUCUUACCCUUGAGAUUGUCAAGAGCUGGUACAACUUGAUGGACGAGGAUGGUUGGAUUGCCCGCGAACAAAUCCUGGGCGAAGAAGCUCGAAGUAAGGUGCCUCCUGAGUUUCAAGUCCAAUACCCGCACUACGCCAACCCCCCAACGCUAUAUCUGGUUCUCGAAGCUUUCACCGAGAGGCUGCAGAAGACCAAUGGUAGUCAACAUGUAGGCGAGAAAGAACAUCUCACACCAGACACCGUCUUAGAAAGCGCACACGUCGAUAACCCCUCACUGGGUAUCGAGUAUCUUCGCAGUCUAUAUCCUCUUCUGCGUCGCCAAUUCCAGUGGUUCAAGAAGACCCAGUUCGGCGAUAUCAAAUCGUACGACCGACAGGCCUAUUCUACGAAGGAAGCCUACCGUUGGCGCGGACGCUCUAUUCAACACGUCCUAACGAGCGGAUUGGACGACUACCCCCGACCGCAACCUCCCCAUCCUGGUGAGCUACACGUGGACUUGAUGUCCUGGAUGGGCAUGACAGCCAGAGUGCUAGCGAAGAUCGCGGACUUCGUCGGUCUCCCUGAAGACGUGCAAGAGUACAACAAGGUAUUCGAUGGUAUAUCGCACAACUUGGUUGAUCUGCACUGGUCGGAAUCCGCAGGCUGCUUCUGCGACGCCACGAUCGACGAAUUUGAGGAGCACACACUCGUCUGCCACAAGGGCUAUAUCUCCCUAUUUCCGUUCUUACUAGGUCUGCUUCAGCCUGACGACCCCAAGCUCGGUAAACUCCUCGAUCUCCUAGGUGACGAGGAGGAACUGUUCAGCCCUCACGGUAUCAGGAGCUUAAGCAAGAAAUCCGAGUUCUACGGCACGGAUGAGAAUUACUGGCGUAGCCCUGUAUGGAUUAACAUCAAUUACCUUGCCAUUGUGCAACUCCGAAACUACGCCACCCAAGACGGCCCCUUCGCCGCCAAAGCCAAGACCCUAUACGCUAAGUUGCGGAACAACAUAGUCGAGACCGUCUACCAGAGCUGGGAGGACACGGGCUUCGCCUGGGAACAAUAUAAUCCCGAAACCGGCAACGGUCAGCGCACGCAGCACUUCACGGGCUGGACUAGUCUCGUCGUCAAGAUCAUGGCUUUCGACGAUCUGAGCUCCUGGUCGACGGGCGGGAGCGCGGCGGAAAGGGAGAGGGAUGAGCUAUAG
This is a messenger RNA of Daldinia childiae, 2487 nucleotides long. Its product is annotated as putative mannosyl-oligosaccharide glucosidase. Gene Ontology annotation, biological process: oligosaccharide metabolic process; protein N-linked glycosylation. Gene Ontology annotation, cellular component: endoplasmic reticulum membrane. NCBI's taxonomy places the organism in Eukaryota, Fungi, Ascomycota, Sordariomycetes, Xylariales, Hypoxylaceae. Gene Ontology annotation, molecular function: Glc3Man9GlcNAc2 oligosaccharide glucosidase activity. The coding region runs from base 1 to 2487 and encodes 828 amino acids. The transcript has 3 exons. The record is from RefSeq and is a predicted model, not a curated record.